CCGGGUCCGACGUCACGUGGCGGCGCGGCCCGCCUCCCGGUGACGUCAGCGCGCCGGCCGGCGUGCAGAAAGGAUGCUCGGCUGCGGGGCAGGUGGGCGGCCGGCCUGCGCCAUGAGGCACGGCAGGGCUGUCUAGCAUGGUCAGUGAGGGCGCCAUGAGUGGCUCUGGGAACCUGAUGGAUUUUCUCGAUGAGCCCUUCCCUGAUGUGGGGACGUACGAGGACUUCCACACCAUUGACUGGCUGCGGGAGAAGUCACGGGACACUGACAGACACCGGAAGAUAACGAGUAAGAGCAAGGAGUCCAUAUGGGAGUUCAUCAAGAGCCUGCUGGACGCCUGGUCGGGAUGGGCGGUGAUGCUGCUCAUCGGCCUGCUGGCAGGCACCCUGGCUGGGGUGAUCGAUCUGGCCGUGGACUGGAUGACCGACCUGAAGGAGGGCGUGUGCCUCUCGGCCUUCUGGUACAGCCAUGAGCAGUGCUGCUGGACCUCCAACGAGACUACCUUUGAGGACAGGGACAAGUGUCCGCUGUGGCAGAAAUGGUCGGAGCUCCUGGUGAAUCAGUCGGAGGGUGCCAGUGCGUACAUUCUCAACUACCUGAUGUAUACGCUGUGGGCUUUGCUUUUCGCGUUUCUGGCUGUGUCCCUGGUGCGCGUGUUUGCGCCCUAUGCCUGUGGCUCCGGAAUCCCAGAGAUAAAGACCAUCUUGAGUGGGUUUAUCAUCAGGGGCUACUUGGGGAAGUGGACUCUGCUCAUCAAGACUGUCACCCUAGUUCUCGUGGUGUCCUCGGGCCUGAGCCUCGGCAAAGAAGGGCCGCUGGUGCAUGUGGCAUGCUGCUGUGGCAACUUCUUCAGCAGUCUUUUCUCCAAGUACAGCAAGAAUGAAGGCAAGAGGCGCGAGGUGCUCUCGGCCGCUGCUGCUGCGGGAGUCUCCGUGGCCUUCGGUGCUCCCAUUGGGGGAGUGCUCUUCAGUCUAGAAGAGGUCAGCUACUACUUUCCCUUGAAGACACUGUGGCGCUCCUUCUUCGCGGCCCUCGUGGCGGCCUUCACGCUGCGCUCCAUCAACCCGUUUGGGAAUAGCCGUCUGGUUCUCUUCUAUGUGGAGUAUCACACACCCUGGUACAUGGCCGAGCUCUUCCCCUUCAUCCUGCUGGGGGUCUUCGGGGGCCUCUGGGGCACCCUCUUCAUCCGCUGCAACAUUGCCUGGUGCCGGAGGCGCAAAACAACGCAGCUGGGGAAAUACCCGGUGCUGGAGGUGAUCGUGGUGACGGCCAUCACUGCCAUCAUCGCCUACCCCAACCCCUACACGCGCCGGAGCACCAGCGAGCUCAUAUCACAGCUCUUCAAUGACUGCGGAGCCCUUGAGUCCUCGCAGCUCUGUGACUACAUCAACGACCCCAACAUGACCCGGCCCGUGGAUGACAUUCCCGACCGGCCUGCCGGUGUCGGGGUCUACACGGCCAUGUGGCAGCUGGCCCUGGCGCUCAUCUUCAAGAUCGUCAUCACCAUCUUCACCUUCGGUAUGAAGAUCCCGUCGGGCCUCUUCAUCCCCAGCAUGGCUGUGGGCGCCAUGGCAGGCAGGAUGGUGGGCAUCGGCGUGGAGCAGCUGGCUUAUCAUCACCACGACUGGAUCAUCUUCAGAAACUGGUGCCGGCCCGGAGCGGACUGUGUCACCCCGGGACUGUACGCCAUGGUGGGGGCUGCCGCCUGCUUAGGUGGAGUGACCAGGAUGACGGUGUCAUUGGUGGUCAUCAUGUUCGAGCUCACGGGCGGCCUCGAGUACAUUGUGCCCCUGAUGGCAGCUGCUGUCACGAGCAAGUGGGUGGCGGAUGCCUUUGGGAAAGAGGGCAUCUACGAGGCACACAUCCACCUGAAUGGGUACCCAUUCCUGGACGUGAAGGACGAGUUCACCCACCGCACGCUGGCCACUGAUGUCAUGCGGCCCCGGCGGGGAGAGCCGCCACUGUCGGUGCUCACUCAGGACAGCAUGACCGUGGAGGACGUGGAGACGCUUAUCAAGGAGACAGACUACAAUGGCUUCCCUGUGGUGGUGUCCAGAGACUCGGAGCGCCUCAUCGGAUUCGCGCAGAGGAGGGAGCUCAUUUUGGCCAUCAAGAACGCCAGGCAGAGGCAGGAGGGCAUCGUCAGCAACUCUAUCAUGUACUUCACGGAGGAGCCUCCUGAGCUGCCGGCCAGCAGCCCUCAGCCCCUGAAGCUGCGGCGUGUCCUGAACCUCAGCCCUUUCACGGUCACAGACCACACCCCCAUGGAGACCGUGGUGGACAUCUUCCGCAAGCUGGGGCUCCGCCAGUGCCUGGUGACGCGGAGCGGGAGACUUCUUGGCAUCAUCACAAAAAAGGACGUUCUGAGACAUAUGGCCCAGAUGGCAAACCAGGACCCCGAAUCCAUCAUGUUUAAUUAGAAGCAAGGUGGCACUGAUUCCGAGGAAAACACAACUGUGUAAUUUUAAAGAUGUAAAUCAUAUGUUAUUACCCUCAUGAACCAUUGUCUGCUGGGGGGCAUCGGGAACAAAAGCCUCAUUUGAAAGAAAGGGAAGAAGAUGAAACCAUUUUAGGAAACAAUAUCCAUCAGCAAGUAGACAUUUUAUAGUGUUAACCCCUACAGUUUCAAGCUGUGUUUGUUAUUGAGUUCACUGACGGCCAUGAGGGCCGGGGCUCGGAGUAACCGUUGCAGCUGUCCAUGGAGCACAUGCACCCAGUCCAGCUACCUUUGUCCCUUCUGCUCGCAGCUGCUGCUCAGGAAACUUGGAGCCCCAGUGGUCCAGGGUUAGGGUUAUUUAUUGGUUCCUGCAGAUUCACUGCUUUGUCCCUGCACUAGAGUAUAGACAUUCGUACUUUGCUGGAAGAGGAACUUCAUUUGAACAUACUACAAGUUGUCCUGGUGACUUCAUCCUUCCUUGCUCCUGUCCUCAAACUGUUGUUUUGCUUUUUGGUUCUGACCUAACAUCUGAAUAAGUGCGAAGCCAUCAUUUGUCCCUGCAAGGCCAGCAUCUUGGGACUGCCUGGUGAUCUCUUGGGCCUUUGUGCUGCCUGCUGCAUUUCCUGCUCUACCGGGGGAUUCACCCUGACUUUGCAGGUGCACACACCCCGUCAUGCAUCUGCACCUCUCUUGCAUUUACUUCAUUUAUUUAUCACUGCUGCUGCCUGUGCAUUGUGAAGUAGCCAUCAGUAUGCCACUUUCCAUGGGUCGUAGCCUGUCGAUGGCCAGCUCGCUGUAAGAGUGCUUUACUUUCCAACUAGCAUGUAGCAGAGUCCGAACAGGCUCCCCAGAGUUACUACACUCCUUCUCAGAUCUGAUUAAAUACGGCGACAGAGGGCAAAGCAUGAGUUCUCAGUGGGAACUCCUCCAAAUGGACUGCAAGAAAGAGACUAAAUUGAUUCUAAAUCUAUUCCAUUCUCUUCUCUGUAGGAUGCAAAAUGUCCUGCUUGAAUGUAUUAACCGUGUACUUUCACACUAGUAGUCAGCUGACAGGACACAGUUCUAUUUCAGAUGGCAGAGUAGAGCGCUGAGGAUCUCUGUCUUUGAGAUGGACAGAGGCGGCGUCUCCUCCUGGGACCUCCAUCUUCUCUGUGGGGAGGAACGGAGCUGCGUGUCUAGGACCUCUGUAGGAUCUGCGAAGAGUAGGGCUCUUCAGCCUGUUUGUUCCUCUUCUCUGAUCUGUCCUCUUCCUCGUCCACCUCAUCAUUGGAUAAUUAAUGUGCAUGCACUGGGCUGCAAAGAGGUGCAAACCUGCCAAAACCACAUAAUGCUGAGUAAGACACUGGGGCGGAAAAUCAGGCCCAGCCCCAUCCUCUCAAGGAUCCACACUCUUGGGGACUCUUUCACCAUCAUCUUCACCCUUUGUCCCAGGGAUUAUUGCUUCCUGGGUGCCAGAGUGCCAGGAACGAGCUCUACUAGCUCAGCUGGAUGUGGCAAGGGAGGAAAUCAGCCACUGCCACCCGGCCUUAGCUGGAGUUGGGUCACGUGGUUCCCUACUAUGUGUGAGUCUGCCAAGGCAGCUUUGGAGCUAGCAUGUCACUCUGAUGAAAUGGAGAGUGUUGUUGCAGGGGAGGGGUGGGCCUUGGGUGCGUUGUGCUCUUUGCCCUCACUGUCAUUUCUGCUCUGUCCUGAACAUUCUUGGAGCCUUGUCGUCCCUGCUGUUCUCUCUCCCGGCUGACGCAUUCCCACCGGAACCUGUCACCGCACAGCCAGAGUGAAAAACUCAUGUGGGCCACCAACCUAGCCACCAGCAGGCUCGUCAGAAACUUGGACUUGGUGGAAGAAAAUCCACUGAUAUAGGCCGGUUCGCCAUCAGCUCCUCUGAGAACCCACAGGAGCAGCGGCAGGUCGGCCACCGAGUGAGAGGACUGGCUGGCAAGUUGGGAGGAAUGGCCGCAAGCGAGGCUGGGUUCUUCCUCUGGGCUUGAAAUCCUCCUUCUUCGCUCCCCUGUGGCCUCCUCCAAGAGUGUGGCUCAGAGGUGGGCUGGGGAUGAGCCAGGCUGGCCACGGGGCUGGCCCGGAGCUGCAGUGGGGACAGGAAACAGUAUACAGUGCCCUGGGGCCACAGUCAUCUCAAAGAACCGAGCCCACCCCCUCCCCCCAGUGCCUCAUAUAGAUGUAGCCGAGAAUGGUUGGCAACCCCGGGAGCUUCAUGUGACUUAAAAAUCUUUGCUUUCUUCCAGAACUUGAACUUCUAAUUGGUUGUGGGGUUCAGACGCUCCUCCAAGAAGUCUGAGGUCAGGCAGGUGGGCUAAGGUCUGGGAAGGUAGGGUGAGCAAGGGGUGCCUCCCUCUCCUGGAUCCUUAACUAUGCCUAGUCUCCAGAUCCAGACCUUAGACUCCACAGGAACCUGCCACGGCCUUUGAUCACCCUCCCUCAAAAUACAGGGGGCAGGGGUUUGGGGACAGGGGGUGCCUUUACUGUCUCCCAAUUUAAGUCUUCCAUCUGGUCUACCCAGUGACCAAAGAGCCAGAUUCCAAGAACUGGGGUGCUGAGGGGAAAAAAACCAUUUCAGAAGGAUGCGGUAUCUCUUUCCGUAACCAAAGCAUAUCGACCUUUGUACAACUUUCUGGAUUCUCUCAGAGUCCAUUUUUUAAUGUAAAUAAAUACAAAUAUGCAGUGGAAAGGGGGUCCCUUAAUGAGGCCCAUUAAUCUUUUUCUUGCACUCUCUCUCUACGGAAAUGUGCUAUAGAGGGAUGGAUGCCAGAUAAAAUGUCCUGAAGGUGACAGAUGAAAUUCUUGUCAGUGCUUCUUAGCAUGGACCUAGAUGCAGAUUUUUAGGGGAAGGGAAUGUGCUAGAAGCAGUUCAGUAUUCAGUGGUUGCUGUUAGAUACAGGACAUUCGGUUCUUCCCAGAAACACCUUCCAAAGAAGAUGUAAAAACAGACAUAUUUGGUGCACCUAGAAACUGAACAUUUUUGAGGAGUUGGCUUCAUUCUGGUGACAGCAGCUUAGUUGAACUCCUCAAGGGGUGUAACAUCCAUUCAGUAGUGACUAUCCAUUUCAGCUUGGCGCUGAGCUGAAAAAGAGGAGAAACCAAGAGGGGGGUCUGCGGACUCACCUCCUCAUCAUAAUAGUCUUCCUUUGUGCAGCUCGGGCCUGGGCGCUCCACAGGUUCCGCUUCCUGCCUUGCCAUCCGUUUGCAGGAGCGGGAUCUGACUCUCAGCUGGGUGCACUCACCAGGCUUGUGGCCACUAUAACUGUCAGCCUCGCAACUUUCAUGAACUCGGCGAGCAUUCGGUGUUGGAAUGACCACAGAGGAGUGUGGUCUCUGCAUUGUAACGCUGUGUGAACAUUGGCACCUUAUUAAAAAUGAAAUGUUUCAACUGUAUUUUUCAAAAUAAAACUAGCAGAGAGUCCUUGAGAAGCACGUUGUGUGUGAACGGGAUACUGACUUCACAGCUUAUUUCUACCCAGCAGAGCCUUCAGGAGCCUGUAUUUGGACGACUGCGGAGAUGCCCUGCCAAGCCCGAGACCCACGCAAGAGUGUCACGCAAGAGUGUGACACAAGUCUGGGCUGCUUGCCAAUCCCUGUUCUUAGCAGGUGGGCAGAAGCCAAAUACAAAUGCAGACUGGGGCUGGAAAUUUCCAUGGACAGACGGACAGGACCACUGGGCCCCAGGUCAUCUGUGUGUCCGCCCUGGGCGAGGGAGCAGCUGGGGAGGAUUCUUCCCUUCUAACUCAUUCUUCCGUUCCUCCUUUCAACAGAAUCCGUUCUGUCGGAGCCUAGAGUGGUUUGAAUCAUGCCUUGCCUUACCAGUUUGUGUAUUUUGAAGUUUUCAACUCGAAAGCUUUUAAAACUGCAGAAAAGCACAAAGGAUGCUGACAUAGGCUUCACCUAGAAGAGAUGCGUCCCCUCCGAUUAUAGGAGGUGGGCAGCUUGGGGCAUGACAUCAGUCGAGUGGACAGGAAGUGUGUGUUUCCUGAAGUGAAGUGAGACGUGGCCUGCUGGGAAGCAGGUCGGCAUGCCUGGCUGCCCCCUAAUACCUGGCCUGGGAGGGAGCAUCUGACAUGGGUUUUAUUUUCUUUUGGGAGGCAGGGAGACACCAGCAGAUGCCGGGGAGAUGGGGGUGUGGGGCCAGGUAAUGAUGUGACUCAAUGUGCAUUCUCCAUGGCCCACUCAGGCUGGCUUGUUGCAGGAGUAGACAGCAGGAGGCUGGCUAGGAGCCUCGCAAGGACGCAAGUGAUGACAAGCUUGUCCCAGAGAGAAUCUUGGAUUCCGGCUGCUUUGCAGGCAGAGUGGAUACCAAAUGGUACCACCAAGUUGCUGUUUUCUAACAUGGGCCCGACUAGGUAAGGGGCCUCCUUUUGUUAGUUUUAAAAUGAAAAUAUUUAGAGUGUUUCUUUCCCGAGUGGUACUUGUCCUCAUAGUCACUCUGACAAAACUUGGCUACAUUCUGCUCUAUCCAGUGGAACUGGGGGCUCCAGGCUGAUCUAGAGAAGUUGAAUCUGGACACCCCCCACCCCCCGCCAAGUGCCAGCCAUGCACUCCCAUACUCUGAGCAUCUGCCCUGUGGAUGCUGUCUACUGGAGCUCCGUGUUUCCACUCAGUUCAGGGGAAUUGUAAGCUUGUGGAUGUCAAUCAAGCCAUUAAUAUAGGGGUGGCAUAAAAGCCAUGCCUGGAGACACACAUGCUCUAGCACUGUCCUAACAAACAGCCAAAUAUUGCAGCUCUUUGGGGGUCACACUGAUGUUGGUGCCCGUAGGGUCUUGCUGAGAUUCCAGCCCUGUGACCCCAAGCUGAGUGACUUUAGCCAGUACUUACUCCUAUAGUGCAUGGGGCACCAUCUUGUGGUGUUGGGGAUCGAACUGGAGUCUGCUGUGUGCAAGGCUCCAGCCCCUACCCCCAGACCUCUCAGGGGAGGCCACCGACCCUAACUUAAUGGGGAAUGAGAAAGCCACAGGAGGCUUUCAGAGAGCCACACCCGUUUCUCUAGCUCUGCCGGGGGAGCAGGAACCACGGGAAAAGGACCCUUUGACUUGCAGCAAGUCACCCAGUGCAAGGGUAGAUGUAACUUGUUUCUUUGCCAUUAGAAACUCAAGGUCUGCUGCUCUUCCAGACAGACGGAACUCUCGGCCUGCUGCUGCUGUAGACACGAGAGUCAUGAGUGCAGUUCAGCAUGGGCCAGGCUGUGUGGGCUGCAGGAUUUCCCUCCAACUCGGUGCUUCAAAGCCAGAGAGGCUGAAUGCACGAGCACUGUUUGUCCCAAAGGUGACAAGCCAGCUUGACCUUCUGGGAGCUUAGCUAGAGCUAACCAGAAUGGCUAUACAAAUCCUUUUCCAGGUCACAAACGUCUUCCUGUGCUUGCACCGACAGAAGGGACGCGACCCUUCCCGGUCCUGGGCCGGUGCUCCAGCUGACACUGCCUGCGGUUCCCCCCCACACACACUGGUAGCUUAUCAGCUAGAAAGAAGCUACCAUCUGUGACAGCAGAGAGGGAGCAUCUCUUGCUGGCAGCUCCCCAGCGUUGCAUUAAAGAAAUGCCUUUUGCUUUCCCGAUGAGCAGUGAGUGGCGAGCACCUUGUGGGGAUUUCCAAACCCCUUCAGUCGCCAUUUGGCUCACAGGAGGAAGGGAGCAAUGUCUGUAGGAUUCCAAUCUUGGUUAUGGAACACAUAUUUCAAAGAUGAAACAGCCAUCGUCAAUCCAAACGGUUUGUGCCAGAGAAAUUGCAAACACAUCCACAGAGCCUUACGUUGCAGGCUGUGUGACAGGGCCAGAGGUGCUUGUAGAACAGUCCUUCCUGCCUUGAGUUUCCAUGUUCAUUCCGCACACGCUUUCAGUGACUCAGUGACUCUGGGGCUCCCCUCCUGCCCGUGCCCCUCUACACACGUGUUUCCAGACCUCACUAACCUGCAGGGAACAGAAGAUUUCCCUUGUGGGACAGGUUUUCUGACUUUUCUUUUUCAUUGUUUUUUGUUUUGGGGGCCACCGCUGGCAGUGCUCGGGUAUUACUCUUGACUCUAUGUUCAAGAAUUAUUCCUGGCAGGCUCGGGGAACCCUGUGGGAUGCUGGGGUAAAGCCAGGUCGGCCGCGUGGAAGGCACAUGCCUGACCCCCUGUGCUGUCCUUUGGGCCCUUCUGGCUUUUCUCAAACUUAACCUGUCCCCAGAAAGCCUCAGGCAUUGCCAGGAAUGAAUGGCCCCGGGUGGUUUGUAUAGUGACAAGUUGCCAAGGCUCAGUUGCUCCACCAGGCAGGCCCCGCCCAAAGGGCCAGCUGCCCAGGGCAGAGCAGAUGUGGGGACGCAAAUGGAAAUUUCCAUAUGCUGGGCCUGGGGCAUCAGGAAGUUUCUUCUAGAAUUUGCAGCCAAGUGACCUGGGUGCCGCUGGUGUACCUGGGGCUUUAAACACACCAUCCGGGCAUUAGGGGCAGGGAAGGACGUGGGUCCCAGCCCAGGGUCUGGGUGUGCAGUGGCACACUGGGGGACUCUGCCUUAGGGGACAUGACGGAAGGUCAGAAGUGCCACAACCUGGGUGUCUGGUCAUGUGACCGGCCUGAGAAACAAGGUCUUAGUUCAGCCCUGCUGCCUCCUUCCUCGCUGUCCAGCUCUGGGGCUCAGUCCUUUGCGGGGGACAUCCUGUUAGCUGUCAGAGUGACACUGCUAGUGCAGAGCCUUGGGGGCCGGGGAGACUGUGCUUUCACGUCUUUGGGGGUGACUGUUGGUCCCAGCAAAGGUGGGGUGGGGGUGCCCAAGGGCUGGGGCUUUGGUGUUCAGCACCUUAGAGGAGGCAGCUGUGCUGGCACUGCCUGGAUGAGCCUUGGGUACCCAGCUCCCCUUUGCUGCUGCUGACUCCCGCUUCACUCCCCCCACCCGCACACGUUGGCCCAUCUCGGAAACUUCCCCAGCGGACUAGGAGCAGUUUUUGACUUCUCUGGAGGUUGGGUGCUCCCAUGGGCCAGCCGCAGCAGCAGGGCCCCCCAGGAGGCCCUUCAGCAUUUCUGUAAGGCAUGCAUUGGCACAGCCAUGCCCAGUGCGGCUCACACAGGGCAUUGCCUUCCAGCUGCCCCGUAGACGGCAGAGCCUGCAAAGCUGGAAAUACUUCCUUUCUGGCCCUUUAUGGAAAAUGCUGCCAACCCUGACAGCCAGUGAGGAUCACCGGCCGCUGGACAACCACCAGGAGUCGUUUAGGGUUCUCGCACUGAGCGCAGGGCACGGAGAUGCAUUUGCAGCAGGAGUGGGAGAGGCGAGAUGCUGGUGGACUAAGACCAGCAUGUUUAGCUGUUUCUCUAACAGCUUCAUGUGCCAGACACAUUGGCCCUGGGUCGGCCCCGCCAGCGGUGUCGUGACAGAUGUUAAGGCUGAAGUACGUUUUCUGUCAGUGGAUAGGAAUACCUCAUGUUUGACUCGCUCUGCCAUUUAGGAAGGCAUAUGGGGGUGGUGUUUGCGCCACACCUGGCAAUGCUCCGGGCUUCCUCCUGGCUCUGUGCUUGGGGACCCUUGCAGCGCUGGGGACUGAAGUGUGAAGGCAUUUCAGUAUUUAUGUAUGUUGGCUCCUCUUCUUGGUCCUCUAAAGUAGAUUAUACCCAUUGUUCAGAGGACAGAUCUGAGGCCCAGAAGUGACAGCCCAGGAGAUGCCUUGUGGGGCUUUCACAAUGGGUUGGGACAUGAGAUGCUGCUUCCGUCCAUUUCCAUCCAUGGGUGGGGGGGGUGUAGUGGACCCCGGGGUGGGGUGUAGUUGAGUGAUUCUAACGGGCAGUCCAAGUCACUGGAUAGUCCCUGGGUUCCGGGGACUUACCCACCAGCCUGGCACGGCUACAGGGUCUGCCAGAGCUCAAACCUGUUUCUUCUGGGGGACUUGAAGUCUGGGAACUGUGCCUGGCUUGAAUUAGUGCUCAAGUUCGACUAACCCAGUGAUCUGACCCAGUGAUUCUGCAAGUGCAGCGGCUGUUUGCAAGGGCCGCUUCUCUGACUUGCCCUGCAUAUGGUUAAUGCACAAAUGAGGACACAGCCCAGACACCAAGCCUCCCCCAUUCAGCUGCAGCUCCAGUUUGAGACCAAAGAUGAUGGGAAGAUGGCCCAGAUCUGAGGUGCUUGAAGCCAAACACACACACACACACACACACACACAUGCUCCCUCGCUGGGGGAAAAUCGCCCUGGUGGGGCUGGGAUAAGGCAGUAUUAGAGGGGUCCAAUCCGGAGAUCCCAGGGCAGCAGCGAGAAAGACACGCCUCUGUAGCUGAGUUUUCCUUGGGGUAGCGCUGCGGGGGGUACCGGGUAGAAUUCACACAUUCCAUAGCUGUGCCGGCAAGUCAGGGUGGUUUGGUUUCAUUUCAGUUUUGUUCUGUAAAGUUUGGGGCAGGGGCUCAGAACCAGAAAACCCUUUGAGAGCUGAACAUUCUUGCGUGAUGAAAUGAGCCCUUUUCUGCUUGGAGCUCAAGUCACAUUCUUUGCUGCGCUCAGUCCAGGUGUCCCCUUUUAAUUGCAUUUUGUAUUCAACUGCACGGGCUGGCUCCUAAUCACUCCAGUGCCUUUGCCCCUGCAGCUGGAACUUCAAAGGCCCCAGAAGUCAUAUUGUAAUGUGAGCUUCCCGACUGUGCCUGAGACGAGACGGUACACAGAAGGGGCAGACAGGACUCAUCCAAGGACAGGGAUGCUCAACCUGGUCCCCGGCACCUCUCAGCCCCCUCCCCACCCCAGCAUUGCCAGUCCCGGUCAGAAUUCAGGUCUGUUCAUUCUGGUGGCUGAAAGUGAGGGGACAAGGGAAGUAUAAACUGAUUGCAGACUCCCCCAAAGGCCCACAGUUGGGUGAAAUCAGACUAUUUGGUUUGUUUUUUUCUUUUUGUGUGUGCAAUUUUUUUGAGCAUUCACACAGCCCAGAUGUAAUUGCAAGGCACAGGCUGUUUCCAAGAUGGGUGGAGCAUGUGUGCUCACUAGGGUUUCAACACUACACGUCGGCAUUGCUGUUAGGCCCCGUGAGCUGACAAGCAGCCCUCACCUGACUGAGGAGCAUCAAUUUGCAGCUCCAGAGUGCUGUUCUUGGAAGCACAUGCUGUCACUUGUUUCUUCAGCCCAGAGCUGAUGUAGAGGAGUGAGUCCAUAAGUGGGAAUUCUGAAGAUGAGAAGCUGGGAUUGGCUUUCUUGGUCAAUCUCUGCAUUCCUCAAGGUUAAGGAAAUGUGAGCUCAUUAUCUUACUCUAUUGUUUCAGUAGACUGUGUAUUGGUGAUGAUGAUAGCAUACUUUUGAAGAAUGAAUAAAAGUGUUGAAAAAAAUCAGCUCUCUCAUCAUGACCUUUCAGAGUAAACCAAGAAAAUAAUCCUGGUAGAGUUUUCUGGAGACAUAGGGAAUUUCUCCCAAAGAGACCCAUUGACUAUUGUAUAAAGUGUUUCUGAAAUGGUAAUCUGCUCAGUGUUCUGUGGAGUCUUGAGCGUCCAAGGAAUAAAUUUGAAAGUGGAGUCUGGAGACUCUCUAUGCCUUGGUGUAUCUUUGAUCUAACCAAACCUGCAAAGAAAUAUGGCAGGCUCCACAUACCACGGUGACUCAGGAAAUUCAGGCCUGUGACUUUCCAAACCUGUCACAUCAAAGGGGAAAAUGCCUCACUCACUGGAGACUGUGUUUGAAAGAGCAUAGAAAUGAGAUAAAGUUUCUGUGUUUCUGGAUGUGGUUAAUAGAUUCUCUUAUUUAAAUAUAAGAAAUUCUGUUCACUUAGUUGAAAAAUACUCUAAAGAAGUAUCUAAUUAUCAUGUUUGAAGGAAAUAAAAGCAUGACUAUAAAUAAAAAGAGCUUCUUAAUCUUCA
This is a messenger RNA of Sorex araneus (European shrew), 12231 nucleotides long. RefSeq names its product chloride voltage-gated channel 4 (gene CLCN4). The transcript is spliced from 12 exons. Gene Ontology annotation, biological process: chloride transport; transmembrane transport. Gene Ontology annotation, cellular component: synaptic vesicle; Golgi apparatus; early endosome. Bases 138 to 2420 code for a protein of 760 amino acids. Lineage: Eukaryota; Metazoa; Chordata; Mammalia; Eulipotyphla; Soricidae. Gene Ontology annotation, molecular function: voltage-gated chloride channel activity. The record is from RefSeq and is a predicted model, not a curated record.